Scylla paramamosain (green mud crab) is the source of this 6587-nucleotide messenger RNA. Its product is annotated as DNA ligase 1-like. The record is from RefSeq and is a predicted model, not a curated record. The transcript is spliced from 5 exons. Bases 388 to 1638 code for a protein of 416 amino acids. Gene Ontology annotation, biological process: regulation of transcription by RNA polymerase II. Gene Ontology annotation, molecular function: DNA binding, bending; transcription cis-regulatory region binding. Lineage: Eukaryota; Metazoa; Arthropoda; Malacostraca; Decapoda; Portunidae.
UGUACACCACAGAGCACGCGUUGAGUAAAUACAACCGACACCUUAAGUUACAAUUCGCUAUACAUUAAAAUGCACACAUCCACCGCAAGACAAAGAGUUCUCUAAUGAUUAAGGGGGAGUGUGUUAAGCCAUAUAGCACAUCACACCGGCUAUGGAUGUCUUGGAUGGGUAGUAAAUGAGGUACUUUAAAAGACCGAAGGGGAAGCGAGUGGCAACACUUGUGGGAGAGAGAGAUCGGAGUCAACAAAGCAAGGGCGAGAGGUUCGAGUCUCCUUGCUCGGCUUUUUCACCUGAUUUUCGUUAUUUUUGCUACAAGUUUCGCCCGUCGCGGAGUGUUACGAUGCUGUCAGGUGCAUCAAAUCAAGCUUCCCUCACAUAUGAACAUACAUGGAUGACUUGGUUGUUGAGAAGCUGGGAAAGGCUGUCAAUGGUGGAGAGAAUGGGACGAGUGGUGCCCCUUCACAGACGGACCUGCUCAAGCUGCUGGCCGGGGGCAGUGCUGGGGGUCUCGGGGGUUGCCACGGGGGCCUAGGGGGCCUGGGGAGCCUGGCCGCUGCUGCGCAGGCCAGACAGAAUGGCAGCUUGAUGCGGCCUUAUGAGGCACUGCUGCAGGGGCCCUCAGCAGCGGGCAGGAUGGGCCCUCAGGCAGUGGCCAUGCCUGGGCCCACACGCAGACGCAAGAAGAAGAGGCGGAGGCAGCCUGACAUGCCCAAGAAGGCCUGCACGCCCUUCAUGCACUUCUGCGCCUACUUCAAGCGAAAACUGAUGGAGGAGGGCAAGGAGUUCCCACAGUUUGCAGACUUCGGCAAGCGUGCUGGGGAGCUCUGGCGCAACAUGGGCGACACCGAGAAGCAGAAGUUUGUGGAGCUUUCAGAGCAGGACCGGCAGCGGUACAUCAAGGACAUGAAGGAGUACGAGGAGCGCAAACUUGCAGAGAAGGAGCGGGAGCGGGAGUUGCAGCAGCAGAGAGAAAAGGAGCUGCAGGUGCUCCGAGAGAAGGAGCUGGAGAAGCUGCAGAAACAGCAGAGGGAACAGAUGGAGCAGCAGCAGAAGCAGAUGGAGCAGCAUCAUAAACACCAGCAGAGCACUGGCAUGCUCAACCUGCUGAACCCCCUCAACCCCCUCAACCCGCUGAUGAUUGCGGCCAUGAACCAGAGCAUCAUGCAAACCAUGCUCACCAACCCAGACCUCAUGAAGACCGUCUACUCGGAGGCUGCCCGGAACUACUACGUGGAGACCAUGAAGAACCUCUACCAGAGUGCCAGCAGCCAGGCCAACGGCAACGCCAGUGCCGCCUCUGCUGGCGUCCAUGUCAGCACCAGCGGCGCCCACGGGGGGCUGGGUGAACACCACGGCAUCACCACCAGCCCCCUCAGCACCCUAGGCAUGAACCUCAACCUGCUGUCCCUGUUGAACUCUGGGCAGCUGUCAGCAGUGCCCUCUUCUACUCCCACCUCCACAACCACUACUACCAGUGCUAGCUCCCCCCUAGCCAACAAGGCCCCCUCUGCCCUCAAGGCCCCCCCCACAUCCCUCCUAAGCACCACCAACAGCCUGUCCGCGGCAGCUCUGGACCUUUCGGCAGCCAGGCCGGGCGAAGGCAAGGCUGCCUGUAAUAGCGAUGAAGAAAACUUCUAGAUACAUAAAAGGCUGUGUAGUAGAUUUCACAAAGAGGCGCCUGAGGACGCAGAUUGUGACAUCUGAGACACAACAAACCCAAAGUAGCAAAAAGUUCCUAUCUCCAGUCAUUAACUUCCCAAAUAUCAUUCAAACUGCACUUCAUAAAACACAAGCAAGCAAACACAAGAACCAAGAGACCUAUACUUUGCCUAUAUGAGUGUAGUUUGUAAUGUGCAAAUCUUAGAGUGAGUUUAGCUUCUGUAGAACAUCUGUGUUGUUUCAGUAUACUAUUAUAAAAAUAAAUCAAGUACAAUUGCCUUUGGAAAAGAAGAAAAAGCAAAGUGAAGUAUUAUGCAUGCAAAUAAUUUUUAAUAAUAUAUAUACUAUAAAGACGCUGUGAAUUCUUAAGAUAUAACACUGCGUGAAGGUGUGGCUGUGAGGACGCCAUUCUCUGGCCUCUCGAUACUUAAGUACCGACCAACUCCUCUGACAAGUCCAGACGGCCAGGUGGACGGGACGAGAGAGGGAGAGAGAGGGAGCAGCAAGUGCAGACGCCAAGCAGGCAGGCAAGCACCCAGCGAUGGACGAACUCACACCCAACAUGAUGAACCUGCGUGAGUUCCACUCGCAGGAAGGCGGCAUCACCCUGUACUACCAGAUGCUGACACUGGCUGGCAGCGUGUACAUCUGGGUGGGCACUGAGGAGGCCAAGCUUGGCUCCCUGGUGGCGGCCUUCACCCCUCGCGUGGGGCCACCUGCCACCUCUUCCCUGCUGGGGCCAGUCACAGAGGGCAGCCAGCGCACCACCCUCAUGGCCCAGCGACUGCAGGAGCGCAUCAAGAAGCACGUCCUGCUGAGCGUCAACGUGCCGAGUGAAGACCUCAUGCUGGGUGUGGAGCAGCGCUUGGUGGAGGAGCUCUGUGUUGCAUGAAGGCCCGGCUCACCCCCUCCCUUUUUCCCUCCCUCCUCCCAGCCCCAGUCUUUUCCCUAUACCUUUUCAGUUUCCUGAUUCUUUUUUUACUCUUAUCACACUCCCUCAAUUUUCUCUGUACAUCCUCCAACUUCCCUUGUUGUUUUAGUUACCAUCUCCAAGUAGAUUUCAUUGGAUAUGUUAGUUUUGUCCGUCAUCAAGUCGUUUCCCUAUCCCCCUCUCUAUUUUAAUUGAAGUAACAUAUCAUUUUCUUUAUUGUAAAAUGUCACUGGUUUUUUCCUUCCCUUCCCCUCCACUUCUUUGCUAAGUGGGAAGUCUUAAUGAAGCAACCCGAUUAGCAUUAAGGAAAGCUUUUGAAAUGUGUCUGAUCCUGACUUUUCAAGAAUCACUGAAGUCCCACCUAUGUUUAGAAAGAGAGAGAGAGAGAGAGAAAGAGAUCAUUAGAGGUUCACGUGCACCUGAUCCAAUAUUUUUUCUUUUCAAAAUUCUACAAGAGUGAGAGUUGCAGAUGCCCCAUGAGGGUUAAGAGGUAGUGGUAAAUGUGUGAGUGAUGCAGCAGCUGUAGAUGGAGCGCCUGUAACUAUAUUGUACAGAGUUAUACACCCACUCUAGAGCUAUAUUUUUUGAUAGGAGAGCUAGCUAUUCAUAUACAUCUUACCUAUCCCUUUCUGGACUUAACAAAGGAAGAAAAAACAAACUAACAUGCCUUAGAAAACAAAGUACCAUUCAGUCUAUCAUUCAGAAUCACCUAAAUGACAACAAACAACACCAUUCAUAAUCUAUCCCAUUCUUGGAUCUAGCCAUCUCACUUGUGGCCUCUCAGCUGUCCACACAAGGCCCCCAGUGCUGUGAGUCUUGGCCUUGGUGCACACAGACCACCACCACCACCAUCACCGCCACCACCCUCACCACCACCACCUGCUGCCAGAGGAAUCAAUCUCCGCUACCCUGCCCAUCGGAGGGACCUCGUAAGCACCGGCCAGCUCCCGCCCCCAUGUGUCGCCUGGUGCUGUGGGGAGCGUCGCGUCCCUCCCACCCCUCCAGCACCGGGGCGGGACAGCCGUGCAUCAUUGCCUUCACAGCGUACAGCUUACCAGAUUCUUCCACUACUGCCGGAGAAAUGACCGGCGGUUGGUUGCACAAGAGGUAUUCAGUCCACAGGCUUGGUGGUGCAAACAAGUGAUAACUGAAGAAUGAUAAUCGUAUGUACUCUUUAUCAGGGUAGAUAUUAAGUUCCUCCUUAUUAUUAUUAUUAUAAUUAUCAUUAUUAUUAUUAUUUUAAAACAGAUUUUUUGUAAUCUCCUUUAUAGAGGUAUUGUUUAUUUUUAGAAAUUCUGUAUAUUUGUCCUAUGCAAUAGGUGGUAUUGAAAGCCAGCAGUCUUUUUGCUUCCCGAUUCGUAGUGACUACCUCACAGGUGAUAGAUUAAUGAAAAGACAUUCCUUCCCUGUAGCCCGUGAAUUUUUAGGCAGCUCAGGAAACACAGGGGGGCUGCAGGGGAGGUGCUGUCCAGACGGAUCAGUGACCACCCGAUCUCUCUUUUUUAUAACAACUCAACAGUCGGGAAAAGACACAGCGUCGCUCCUGGCUCGCACCCCUCAGGGAGGAGCUUGUUCCUGCGCGUCUGUGAGUGUCUGUCCCAGCAGCACCUCCCCGGUGGCCCCCCACUCCCGCCCUCCCCUCGCCCCACCCCGGACCAUAGACCCGCCAUACACUGACCCCGUGCCACCUCGCAAACCCUCCGGCCAGCGCUGGGCGUUGUGGAGGCCGCGGGGGAGGCUCCGCCGGGCUGCCGCGCACGGAGAAAAAGUAUUAUGGAGAGUCUUCCUUGCGCGCCCCGGAGCCUCGCCCGCGGCCGCCCCUGUGCCAUGGAGAGUGAUGCGUGAUGCAGCAGCAGCGGACCGUCGCGGCGGAAGGCCCUCGUUUAUCAGUAUUAUCAACGGCUUGUGAUAAUAAGGCUACUUAUCCCGCCCUCUGUUAGGAGUCUCGUUCCUGGUCUCGCCGUGAUGGUCCCUCCUCCCCCCAGCGCCGGCCGCCCCUCCCUCCCCUUCCCCUCCCCUCCUAUCCCAACAACAGUCCCCCGUACCCUUUACUGUUCCCUCAGUGCUGUCUUGGUGUGUAGGAGCAGUUCCGUCCCAGCUGAUGCAAAACAAGAACGGUUUCCUUCGUUUCUUGCAAUCUCGUGGCUUUGUUCUGUCACGGUUUGUUUCGUCGGGUGUUGGCUGGGAUGUAGUUAUGUUUCAGUAUUGUGCUUGUAUCUUCCUCUGCCUCCAUCUUCUCCUGUUCCUCCUUUUCCUCCAAAUCCAAGGCCACCCCCUGGCGGCCUGCACGUGAGACACACUCUUCCCCAGCUUCACGUUACGUCGUCUUCACGUCGCCUCAGGGCACAGGUUUCGCUCCCCGGUAACGUGGGUCCUAAGGUACGGCCUCCCUCGUCCUCGCACACUCGUGAUACGUUAGUCUCUAGUUGGUUCCUCUUAUGCAAUCAUACGCGAUAGAUUUCUUUCCUUUAUAAUAUAUUUGCCGCUUGCGUCUCCCAGUGGUCACACCCCGCCCACAUCAGGAGGAUGUGGUCGGAGGUCGUGGCGUCGACGACAAUCAUUACGUUUGUCAUUCACACUCCCGUAGGUUUAACGCCGAGUCAGAAAAAUUGUGAUGCGGGUGUGGUGGUGAAAUCGACCCCCUCACCCUUGCCGACUUUUCUAGUUGGGUGCGAGGCGCCGCGGGAGGCCCAUCGUGCAGUGUGAUAGUGUCAAAUGCUAGUCUGACGGCGGGGAGCGUAGCCUCGUCCCACCACCCUCUACCUCCUGCCCAGUGUGUCCCGCCGCCUGCCCGCCCUGAGCCCCGCGCCGAAACAAUGUGAAGGUUAUUUUUUUGAGAGUACCGAUCGGCGUGCGUGGCGGGGCGGUGGGCGGUUUGGCGCCGCGGUGGGACCGAGGCCAGCCGAGGUCAAGCCGCGGCGCUGGACACUAACCAUUCCUACCAGAGCCCAGGCCCGCGAGGGUCUGAGGCAGCCAUGUAGCAACCCAAGUUCCUCGCCUAAACAGGUUCCUCUCCCCUACAGUACCCCGCCCCUUGAGCUCCACCAGUAUUUUAUUUUGCACUCUUUGUGCCCAAUCUCUUGUACGAUAAGCUGAUGCCAGACUCCAGUCACGGGCGAGCGGCAGCCUUCCGGCUCGGCCCUGCGUGGCCAGCGCGCGAGGCCCCGCGGCGGGAGGCUGGCGCUGCGUCUGAUGGUCUGAACACUUAGAUGAUGCCAAUACGAUGCAUGAAUGGGAUAGCAUUAUUUUCAUAAUGGUUCCGAUUGAAUACCUUGAAGGUAUUUCUUGGCCAAGUAUUUAACAUUCCUUUGCUUACACAAGAAGCAGGUAAAGUGCAAAAAUUUAUUUCAUUCUCUUAACUAGGAGAGAAUCAACUCCUUCUGCUAUGCACAAGUUAAUACUGCACAUUGGAGCAUUUGGCACACAUAGUAUAUCGAGGUGGGAGAGUUGCCUCCUGUGAUAGGCAUUUGUUUUUCAACUGAUGUACUCGCAUGUGCGUGCCACGGACCACCCCUGGUGAGGUAGAGCCUUGGCUGACGGCGCGGGGGCGGGGCCGGCGGGCGUCCCCCGCUGCGGCCCCGCCCCCGCCAAGGGCCCAGCACAGUGCCUAAGGGCCUGCCCAUUAUGCAAACAUAUUUUGAAUUAAGCAAAGCAAUAUUAUGUUUUGUCUAUUGCUGUUAUUGGAGACAAAUGGUUAUUCUGUGAAUUUUGAACAAAAAAUAGUAAUCAUUUUGUACAUGGUAAGAGAAGAAGACUAGAAGCUGAAAUUAUUCACUAGAAAAUUAUGUGCUAUUUUUAGAGAGUCUCUAGUUUGUGUACUUUGUUAUAUAUCUGGAUGAUGUAGUCUUGUACGAGGUGUAUGAAGUGUAGGGUAACGAGAGUGUGUCGUGAUCAUAGGUAGUCUAGGCGGAACAAGGUAGGGGCUAGACAGUGCUGAACUGAUAUAUAUGCAACCUGUAGUUUGAAAUACUCGAAAAUAAAGAUCAGAUCAGACAAA